Molecule: messenger RNA, 3446 nt
Organism: Labrus mixtus (cuckoo wrasse)
Lineage: Eukaryota; Metazoa; Chordata; Actinopteri; Labriformes; Labridae
Product: zinc finger protein 239-like
Exons: 2
Coding region: 1288-2415 (375 amino acids)
Biological process (GO): regulation of transcription by RNA polymerase II
Cellular component (GO): transcription regulator complex; PcG protein complex
Molecular function (GO): RNA polymerase II cis-regulatory region sequence-specific DNA binding; DNA-binding transcription factor activity, RNA polymerase II-specific
Source: RefSeq, a predicted model, not a curated record
AUUUCAAUUUGUGUUGUUUUUUUCAUGUGGAUGUGUUCUUGUUUAGUGUUAGCACUCUGCGUUUAAAGCUCACAGCGGUACCGAAUAACGUUUACGGCCCAGCGCUGCUAACUUGUGUUAGCAUGUUAGCUUGUUUUUGAUGGCCGGUGUUGUGUUGGAGUUUGUUACCGUGUCAGUUAAGGCGAGAUGAGUUUUGGGGGCAGCAGGUAACGGAAACGUGCCGACAGCUUAACAUACUUCAUCUUCAGAGUCAGGUGUCUGUGAAGUGUUGCUGUAGGGUUGCAUCAGUACCAAAUAAAGGAGAAAAUAUUUAGUUUGCAGCUCACUGUCACAGCAGUGUCGGUGGGAUGUGUGAAUGUGUGGUAAGAAAUGUGUCAUUUCUGUGUAUUAGGCCUUCUACUAAAGCUGUGUUGUUAUGUAGGCUAAUUCUAUAUUAAUAAACCUCUUUUACCUCAUUCUGUCAUUGUGUUAAGCUGGAAAUAAAUGACUCCACUCUUAACUUGGGACCCCUCGUUGCCGCCUUAUUGACCUCUGCCAGUUCCUGGACUCCACUUUGAGCACAACUCUUAUGGACUUUAAAAUAAAUGAUAAGAUGAAUCAAAGGUUGAAGCUUUAAAAUACAAAUAGAAAAUAUAUAUUUAAAAAAAACCACUAAAGAGAGGCAUGAAGUUUCCUUUUCAAAUGAUAUUUCUUACUGCCCUUACUGUCACAUAAAAUGCAACGAUAUACAUCUCACCUCUUGCUAGCAUGGCAUCUCUGUAGCAGCAUCUCCGUCCGUUUCCUGUUGAAAUAAAGGCAUAAAGUGCUUAACAGUACACACAUCUUCUUGCUUGCCGUAGCUGCAUAGUAUUUUCUUUUUUGCCAGUUUAUCUGUAUUUUAAUCCACACUUGUGCACCACAAGGCAACCGGACAACACCAUCCAUGAAAGACACUUUUUUCAGCGCUUUUGUUGCAGUGUGCAUAUCUGAUGCACUAAGAAGGGGCUGUGAUUGGAUGACAGGUGACACUUGACAAACGUGGUCAGUGCAUGAUGGGCUACUGUUUUUUUUUAUAAUGAUCAGAUCUAGGAUCAGCUAAAUGUCCUCUAAUGAUUACAUAGAACUUCAAUACAGGACAAGGGGCGUCCCGCUCUGGACAAAUUUAGUUUGAAAAAUGGGAUGUCCCAGCUAAUAAAUGAUGGUUUAACCCUACUCUCACCUGUCUGUCUGUUUGGAUGAUUUCAGAGCUGAAAGGAGCCAACAGGAACGUUUGCAGGACGAUAACUUGCAACAAUCUGAGCUGCUGAUAUGAGUUCUUCAAAAGAGGUGAACCUGAGCAGACCUCAUCAGUGUCAGCACUGUGAGAAGUCUUUCAGUCGGAUCUGCAGUCUGAGAAGACAUGAACUCAGUCACUCUGUAGACAAACUGCACCACUGCGAGCAGUGUGACAGCAGCUUCAGCCAGCUGGAGGCGUACCAGCUCCACCUGCAAACACACGCUGAAGAAACACCGUACUCCUGUGACCAGUGUGGGCGGAGCUUCAGCAGCAACAGCUCAUACAAAGAACACCUGCGGGAACACACAGGGGAGUACCAGUGUGACCAGUGCGAGAAGAGUUUCACUUAUCUCAGUAUUUAUAAGAUUCACAUGCGAGUUCACACCGGAGAGAAACCAUACCGCUGUGAUCAGUGUCCUAAGAGUUUCAGUUUUCUCAGUUCAUACAAGAGACACCAGCUUAGCCACAGCGGAGAGAAACCAUACCAAUGUGACUUCUGCGGGAAAAGUUUUACUCAGUCUGGACAUUUCAGUUUGCAUCUACGUAACCACACAGGAGAGAAACCGUACGAGUGUGAGCAAUGUCAGAAGAGUUUCAGCGACCUGAGCGGAUACAGGAUUCACAUGAGAGUCCAUACAGGAGAGAAACCGUACUGCUGCUCCCAGUGUGGGAGGAGUUUCUCUCAGUUAGGUAACUACAAAUCACACAUGCGCAUCCACACCGGAGAGAAACCAUUCCAAUGUGAACUGUGUGACAAAAGUUUCUCUAUAUCAAAAACAUACAAACAACAUGUGAACACGCACACUGGAGAUAAACCGCACAAGUGUGAGGAGUGCGGGAAAGGUUUCGGUCGACUGAGCAACUACAUGAGACACCUUCGAAUCCACACUGGGGAGCAGCCGUACAGCUGUGAGCAGUGCGGGAAAUGUUUCAACAGUUCGUACAGUUACAGCCGACACCUUCGCGUGCACUCUGGAGAGAAACCGUACUGGUGCUCUCACUGUAAGAGAUUUUUCACUCGGUCUCAAUCCUUAAAGAAACACCGCUGUGUGGAGGUGGAAGAUGAGGACAGUCUGACUGUGUGUAAGGAAGAAGAAGAACCACUGAGCUGCUCUCAAACUCAACAGGCUAUCAAUAACCAACAACAGCCAACAAAUUAAACCUCUGUGUGUGUGCAUAAAGGACAUUAUCACCUCACACAAAGCAACCCUGUGGCUCGUUAAAGUGUUGCUAAUUUAUUUUAUAUAACAACAGAGCAUAAUGUCGCAGAGACAAUAGAACACAAGGAUCUCACUUUGACACGUACAAUAUUUAUUGGUGAGAAACAUAUUUAUACCAUGACAGUAUUCUAUAUUGGUUUGGUCGUUUCUAAGAGAUUUUUAACAAACAGUAAAAGUAAGUAAUUUAAUAUUUCACCUGCCCAUCCUUUUAAAGCCUGUCCAGAUGUUUUUUUUUACAGCACAGGCCCAAUUUUCUAUUUGUGUUCUUAUGUGUAAAUGGCGUAUGAAUACAAAAAAGUUUUGGAAGUGAUGCACCAUAUUUCUUAAGUUGCCAUCAGGAAUUAGGCUGUAAUGGCUGCAACACAAACCCAAUGGAUGAUAUAUCAAUCAUAGUGCGCCUUCUAUAAGUUCCUAUUUUUGUUUUUUAAUGACACCAGACUCAUUGACAAAAACAGGCCUCAGAACACACGAGUUAUAGACUGAAAAAGGAGCAAUUACAAAAUCUGUUAGAGCCAUUUAGAAGACAAAAAUAUGUUAAAAAGAGAAAAUGAAAAAAAAUUGGGCUCUGUGAUUAAAAUUUUUGUAUUCUCCUUCGACCCAGUCAUUUCUGUAGCCUGAGAUUUGAGGAGCUUAAUGGACUUUUUAAUGACUAAUAGUGAGUUUAAAAAAAAGAAAUGAAUCAACAAACACAUCAGUGUAAUCAGUGUUUUCUUGUUUUAACAUUGUGAAAAGCUGUUUUUAUCACCUUUUUUUUGACUGAAUUAAUCAGUUAAUCCAGAGAGAAAUGACAAUAUUUGUGCCCAUCACUUGAGAACAAAAACAAACCGCUCUCUAUAUAUUCAUUAAAAUUAUUCAAAAUUGACUGUACAUAAACCUGUAUACAAAUAUUUAUUCAAAUAUUUAUUGUGUCAUAGAAACUAAAAGGUAUAUAUGAAAUAAAUAUUUGAUUUAUUUCAUAAUUUAAUCCUGAA